Lutra lutra (Eurasian river otter) is the source of this 519-nucleotide messenger RNA. Its product is annotated as adhesion G protein-coupled receptor E2-like. The coding region runs from base 1 to 480 and encodes 159 amino acids. Gene Ontology annotation, cellular component: membrane. The transcript has 5 exons. Gene Ontology annotation, biological process: adenylate cyclase-activating G protein-coupled receptor signaling pathway; cell surface receptor signaling pathway. The record is from RefSeq and is a predicted model, not a curated record. Gene Ontology annotation, molecular function: G protein-coupled receptor activity. NCBI's taxonomy places the organism in Eukaryota, Metazoa, Chordata, Mammalia, Carnivora, Mustelidae.
AUGGGAUGCUGUCUCCACACAGACAAAGGAUUCAUAUGGACCUUCCUUGGCCCUGUCUGCACCAUCUUCUCUAUUAAUUUGGUUUUCUUUCUGAUGACCUUCUGGAUUGUGAAAAACAAGCUCUCCUCACUCAACAGCGACGUGUUCAACCUCCAGAACACAAGGAUGCUGACAGGUAAAGCCACAGCUCAGCUGCUCAUCUUGGGCUGCACGUGGUGUCUGGGCAUCCUGCAGGUGGGUCCAACUGCCCAUGUCAUGGCUUACCUCUUCACUAUCAUCAACAGCCUGCAGGGCGUCUACAUCUUCCUGGUGUACUGCAUCCUCAGUCAGCAGGUCCAGGAGCAAUACAAGAAAUGCUUCAAAGGGAUCAGGAAAAUGAAAGCUGAGUCUAAGAAGUACAUGCUCUCAAGCAGGACCGUAUCUGAUGCCUCCAAACACAAUGUGGUAAGAUUAUGCAGUGUUCCCAGAGCACUUCACUAAUGAGUCCUCUUAAGAAGCUCAUUCCUGCCUCACUGGACA